Molecule: messenger RNA, 450 nt
Organism: Cooperia oncophora
Lineage: Eukaryota; Metazoa; Nematoda; Chromadorea; Rhabditida; Trichostrongylidae
Source: the annotation of a GenBank genome assembly
AUGGUAAAGGGCCAUUCUAGCCUACCCCUCCCAUGUGCCGGCAAAUCCAUUUCACCCGAAAAUUCCCGAGUUUACAAAUGCAUGGAAUCCUUCACUGGUAAUCCGCUGGAAGGCGGUUGUACGCCUAUCGAAGCUGAAGCCGAGCCGGCUUCCUGCACAUGCAACAACCAUUCUGACCAAUGUGAUUCUGACGGAAAAUGUCAGGUAUCCUGCCUUCACAAUACAGUCGGCGACAGCUGCGAGCGAUGUGCAACCGGCUUUUAUGGCGAUGCAACCACCGGAACGCGUGACGAUUGCACUAGGUGUCCAUGCCCAGACGGAGGGGACUGUUUCGUAAAUGAACAGAAUCUUGUCGAGUGCUCCGAGUGUCCAGCAGGAAAACAAGGCAUCACUUGUGAAGAGGACAUUUCAGCGCCUAAGGAGGAAACCGCAAAGGAAGAAAACAGAUGA